CAUGGAGUGUGUGUGUGUCUGCGCGCGGCAGUCUGCUCCAUCAGCUGAUUGAGUCACUUCACAUUUUUCUCACCUGUGCGCAGAACUCUUUUUUCGUGUCUUUGCGCACCGGAGACUUUGAGCGCGUCAGGACUUGGACUAACGCAGAUCUCCGCGUGCCUCUCUAACCCGCAUCAUCAUCUCACUCUGCAGUCUGGACCGGGUUUGAUGGAACCAUGAGCAAAGCCGCAUCCGGAGCGGUCCUCCUCCUGCACAGCCUCCUCUCCCACCUGCUCCCGCUGCUCCUCCAUGCCUCCCCGGGCUGUCUGUCCGCGCACAGCGGGCAUCCAGUGCGCUACUUCGGUCAAAUAGCAGAGAACUCCCCGGCUGGGACGCCGGUGGACGGGGUGGUGCUGCCGCUCGGCUGCCCCGGCGCGGACCUGAACGGCAGCCUGAGAGGGGACUACGCGUCGGAUUUUAAGCUCGUUCACUAUCGCGGGCACCGGGAGCACCGGGGGCAUCUGGGUCUGGUCUCCGCCAAAGCUCUGGACCGGGAGUUCAUCGCCAUGUACGAGCUGACGGUGGAGCUGCCGCCGCGGUGUUUGAGGAGACCGGCCGCCGUCCAGGUCGAAGUGUCGGACAGGAACGACAACACCCCUCGGUUCACCAGCGGGAACCGGACUGUUGAGAUAGACGAGCUGACGCCGCUCGGUACCGAGCUGGUCCGCUUUGACGCGAAGGACGGCGACGCGGAGAGGAACGGACGCGUCACCUUUUACGCAUCACCGGAGUCUGAUCUGCUCCACGUGGUUCCGCAGACCGGACAGGUGAGGCUGGUCGGGUCCCUCUUGGGUGUCAGCCAGGUGACUCUGCGCCUUCACGUGAGUGACGGCGGAGACGUGGCGCUGAUCGGUGAUCCGGUGUUUCUGCGCGUCAACGUCCGCCGCUCCCGCAGAGCUCGGCGAGGUCCCCGCGCUCUGUCCGAGGAGCUGACCUACACCGUGACCGUGCCGGACCAAAGCAGAGUCGGGGACCUGGUGUUCACGGUGCCGGACCAGAGGUUCGAGCAGCGGUGGUUCGAAGUGAUGUCCGAGACGGACCCGCCGGUUCAGAUAGAGCGGGACUCGGGGCGUCUGUACCUGGCGCGGAGCCUGCGGGAGCCCGCUGAGGUGGCGGUGAAGAUCCAGAACCUCCGAGGUGAUGAGUGGUACCUGUGCAGGCUGACUCUGAGCAUGCCCAGCCAGGCCGACCUGCAGUGGGCCAUGUUUCCCGCGCCUUACCUGGGCGCCGUCGGUCCUGACGCCGCGCCCGGCUCUGUGGUGUACCGACUUUUGGCACGGCAACGGGAUGGGACACUCGGACAGGCCCAGUACCUCCUGCUGGACGGUGGGGACGAGUGCUUCGAGGUGGACCGUCGCUCCGGUGACAUCAGGACCACGGGACGACCUCUGACCCCCAGUAGGGAGUACCAGCUGUCUGUGCAGGCGGUGGACGGGCGUGGUCGUAAAGGGAGACCGGCUACGGUGGCCAUCCUGGCCGGCUACAGGCCGCCGCAGUUCACCAACUCCACCUACAGCCUGAACGUACCUGAGAACACACCUGUGGGCCAGCCUGUCUCCGUGGUUCAGGCCGUCUCCUUCCAGAAGAAGACUCUGUCCUACAUGCUGCUGCUCAAUCCUGGAAAUCUGUUCAGCAUCAACCAGGAGAGCGGAGCGCUCAGCCUGACCCGGACCGUCGACUACGAGAGCGGACACAACCUCCACACGCUGCAGGUCCGAACCUCCGAACCCGACACCGGCCUGAGCAGCGUGGCAGAGGUGGUCGUCCACGUCACGGAUGAGAACGACUGCUCUCCUGAGUUCCUUCACUCCAUCUACAGCAGAGACAACGUACCUGAAAGCAUCGCGCCUGGAACCUCCCUGCUGCAAGUCCUGGCUCGUGACUGUGACUCCUCGGUGAACUCGGAGCUCUCGUACUUCGUUCACGGCGCAGACUUUGACAUCACAUCAGGGGGCGUGGUCAGCCCCGCCCGUCGCCUUGACUACGAGCGACCAAAUCACGUCUAUGAGUUCGUGGUGGUCGCCGUGGACGCAGGGAUGCCACCCCGAACAGGCACCGCCUCCGUCCGCAUCCGAGUAGCCAAUAGCAACGACGAGGCACCGGUCUUCUCCCAGAGCGCGUACAAGACGUUCCUCAGUGAGGACGCCGGCCCCGACACGUUGGUCGCCAUCGUUCACGCCAACGACCCGGACGGAGACGCCGUCUCUUACGCCAUCACCGGCGGAAACGAGGACAGCAACUUCCUGUUGGACAACCAGAAAGGCAUCAUCAAGCUGAGGCGGAGUCCUCCUCCCAGGCUUAAAGGACCCCAGUAUGUUCUCAACAUCACCGCCACCGACGACAACGCGUCCGGUGGACCGUACCCGCUCAGCAGCUCCGCCCAGGUCAUCGUGGGCAUCAACGACAUCAACAACAACAAGCCUGUGUUCCAGGAGUGUCAGAACUACAGUCUGAACGCCGUUGUUCUGGAGAACCAGCCGCCGGGGACGUUUGUCCUGUGUGUCCAGGCCCGUGACGCUGACAUGGGGGUCAACGGCGAGGUCAGAUACGGCAUCAUGCACAGAGACGGAGUGUCAUCUGGGUUCGACAUCGAUCCUGACACCGGUGUGAUCACCACGACGGCGAGGUUCGACCGGGAGCGGCAGAGGGAGUUCACGCUGUCGGUGACGGCCACAGAUCAGGCCGAGGAGCCGCUGAUCGGGAUCUGUCCGAUCACCGUGCUGAUCGCAGACCAGAACGACAACGACCCCAAGUUUGAAAACAGCCGAUACCAGUACUUCCUGCGGGAGGACACUCCGGUUGGAACUAGUUUCCUGCGAGCGGCGGCACAUGAUGACGACCAGGGGAGCAACGCAGCCAUCACCUACUCCCUGUCCAAUCAGAAGCCGGCUUACCUGCACAUCAACCCCAGUACGGGCUGGAUUUACGUCAACCACCCCAUCUCACAGACGUCCAGGAUCAACCAGCAGAUCGUGGCGUCCGAUGGGGGGAACCGCAGCAGCUCCGUGGAGCUGACCGUUAUCAUCACAAACGUCCACAACCAGCCGCCGCUCUGGGAGCAGCCUGAGUACUGGGUGACCGUGCCGGAGAACACAGUACGGGACGCCAAGAUCGUCACCAUCAAGGCGACGUCUCCACUCGGCGAUCCCCGGGUCACCUACAACCUGGAGGAGGGUCAGGUGCCAGAGACCAACAUGCCGGUGCGGUUCUACGUCAAGCCGAACCGGGCGGACAGCUCUGCGUCCAUCCUGGUGGCCGAGAACCUCGACUACGAGACGACGCGCUUCUUCGCGCUACGAGUGCGAGUCCAGAACGUCGCCGCCGUGCCACUCGCAUCGUUUACCACCGUCUACGUCAACGUGACGGACGUGAACGACAAUGUUCCUUUCUUCCUGUCGUCCACCUACGAGGCCACGGUGCCUGAAGGAGCAGAGAUCGGCACGUCGGUGGCUCAGGUGUCGGCCACAGACCUGGACUCUGGACUGCAUGGGAUGAUCCACUAUGUGAUCCUGAAGGACGAGAGUGGAGAUUCUCAGUUCUUCAACAUUGACUCGCGCAGCGGCGUCAUCGUCACUCGAGCUUCCUUCGACCGCGAGCAGAAAGCCUCGUACCUGAUCGAGGUCCAGUCGCAGGACGGCUCCGAGUCGGCCAGACCAGGCCAGCAGGGACAACCCAACACCGACACGGCCUACGUCAGGAUCUUCAUCACAGACGUCAACGACAACGCCCCGGCGUUCGCCCGGCCGGUCUACGAGGUGAGCGUGGAGGAAGACGAGGAGGUCGGCUUCGUCCUCAUCACUGUCACCGCCAACGACGAAGACGAAGGUGCCAACGCCAAGCUUCGCUACCAGAUCACCUCAGGAAACACCAUGGGCACCUUCGACGUGGAGCCCGAGGUGGGCACCAUCUUUGUGGCUCAGCCGCUGGACUACGAGAUGGAGCAGCGCUACGAGCUCCGGCUGGUCGCCUCCGACGGGAAGUGGGAGAACGAGACGCUGGUGGUGGUCCAGGUGGUCAAUCGCAACGACGAGGCGCCCGUUUUCAGCCAGACCGAGUACCACGCCGUCGUGACCGAGGAGCUUACCCAGCUGCCUGUUUUCAUCCUCGAGGUGUCAGCCACAGAUCCAGACCAGGAGGCUGACCAGACCGCCCUCCGUUACUCCCUCCACGGCCAAGGCGCUGGUGGCGAGUUUACGAUUGAUGAACAAACUGGAAGAAUCUACGCCCAAAGGCGCUUGGAUCGCGAGGAACGCCCGGCAUGGAGGUUUCUUGUCCUCGCCACAGACGAGGGAGGGGCAGGACUCACAGGGUUUGCUGAUGUGCUCUUAGAGGUCCGAGAUGUCAACGACAACGCGCCCUUCUUCCCGUGCCCAGCGCUGGAAGUAGACGGAUGUUUUGUUGGCCAAGUGCCUGAAAAUUCACCCGCCGACACCUCCGUCAUGGAGAUGCGUGCCAUGGACCUGGACGACCCCAAUGAGGGCAAGAACGCAAUGCUGACCUACAACAUCAUCAAGAACGUCCGCAACGAGAUCAACCUCAACCUGUUCUCCAUCAACGCCAGCACCGGGACCAUCUACACAGUCCUACGCUCCCUAGACCGGGAGGCGGAGGAGCGGUAUCUGGUGGUGGUGGAGGCCAGGGACGGAGGGGGUUUGGCAGGAACAGGAACCGCCACCAUCAUGGUUUCAGACGUCAACGAUCACCCACCCGUCUUCACUCAGAGGCUCUACACUACUCAGGUGACAGAGGACCUGGAGGUGAACAGUGAAGUUCUUGUAGUUUCUGCCACAGACGGAGAUGAAGGUGAGAAUGCCGUGGUAACCUUCAGCAUCGUCGGCGGCGACGAGGACAGGAAGUUCUUCGUGGAGACGGACAAAGUGAACCGACGAGGCGUUAUAAAACUGAAGAAGAAGGUUGACUUCGAGAAGCCCCAUGAGAGGACGUUCAACCUGACCCUGAAGGCUGAAGAUGCUGAUUUCUUCAGCCUGGCCUACUGUCUCGUUCAGGUGGAAGACUCCAACGACCAUGCCCCAGUAUUUUUCCCACAAUUCUAUGAGUCCCCAGCCAUGUCUGAAGACGUACCCGUGGGGACGAUUGUCGCUCAGGUUACGGCGUCUGAUCUAGACUCGGGCCAAAAUGGACGCUUUUCUUACAGCAUCUCGAAGGAGUCCGACCCCUACGGUCAGUUCCUGGUGGAUCAGUCCGGUUGGGUGGUGGUGGCGGACUCUCUGGACAGGGAGAAAAUCUCGCAGCAUAGGAUCAUGGUCCUCGCCACGGAUGCUGGGACUCCACCCCUGACCGGUACUGCCAUCGUCAUGGUAACCAUACUUGACAUCAAUGACAACGGACCAGAGUUCGACGUCGCCUACAAGCCCGUCGUCUGGGAGAACACUGCGGCGCCCCAACCCGUUCGAAUGAACGAGACCUCCCUCCUCCUCCACGCCACCGACCGCGACACCUCCACCAACGGCGGGCCAUUCUCCAUACGGCUUCUCAUGCUCACCUCGGAUGCCACCAACUUCAACCUGACCGACUUUAGAAACGGCAGCGCAUCCGUCACCGCCCUCCGCACCUUCGACCGCGAGCGCCAGAAGGAGUACCACCUCCCGAUUCUCAUGAUUGACAGCGGAUCUCCUCCGAUGAGCUCCACCAGCACGCUGACGGUGAUCAUUGGAGACAGGAACGACCACCCUCACUCGCCGGGACACACCGACUUCAUCGUCUACAGUUAUGAAGGUAUUCUCCCGACGACGGCGCUCGGACGAGUUCAAUCCCCCGACCUUGAUGACUGGAGCGAGAAGGUGUACCGCUUCGAAGGCAAACCAUCCAGGUUCUUCAGUCUGAACCAGAGCUCGGGUCAGCUCAGUAUCAGGGACGGGACUCCUCCGGGCUCGUACCGGCUGCAGGUACGAGUGUCGGACCACACCUGGCCCGACGUCACCUCCACGGCUCAGGUGGACGUCAGGGAGCUGCCGCAGGACGCUCUGCAGAACGCCGCCUCUGUACGCCUGAGCAAUCUGACGGUGGAGGAGUUCUUUAGUGGAGAGGAGAGUCGAUUCUCCCGUCUGGGUCGAGCGCUGGCUGAACUCCUGCACACUGAACCGGAGAACGUUCAGAUCUUCUCUGUGAGCGCCGCCGCCAGCCAGCGGGGGGACAAGGCGCUCGACGUGUGGUUCGCCGCUCACGGCUCGCCGUACUACAAGACGGAGAAGCUUCACGGCUACGUGGCAGCAAACAAAGCCGAGCUGGAGGCCAUGCUGGGCGUGUCCGUCUCUCAGGUGGGCAUUGAUGAAUGUCCCUCCACCGACUGCAGUCAGACUGGAGGCUGCAGCAGCGACGCUUCAUUCAGCCAGGCGCCGGUGGCUCUCAGCACCGGUAACACAUCUCUGGUGUCGCUGUUCGCCUCAACAACGGCGCGAUGUGGCUGCCGUGGCCGAGAGGCGAUCCACCUGCCCUGCUCCGCCUACCCCACUAACCCCUGCCUCAACGGGGGCACCUGCCAGGACGGACCGCUGGGAUACAGGUGUAAGUGUCCUCCCAUGUUCGACGGGCCUGAGUGCCAGCAGACCAAACACAGCUUUGGUGGCCAGGGCUACGCCUGGUUCCCUCCCAUCAUGCCUUGCUUCCAGAGCCACAUCUCCUUGGAGUUCCUCGCUGAGUCGGCAAACGGGCUGCUCCUCUACAACGGGCCGCUCGGCCACGCCCACUCGGGGGAGCGGGAGGACUUCAUCGCCGUCGAGUUGAGGAACGGCGUUCCGGCUCUGAGUGUUAACCAUGGAUCGGGAACGCUGACCCUGCAGCUGCCGCCGAAAUCCACCGCCACCGACCGACGCUGGCAUCGCCUCGACAUCAUCAGUGACGGAAAGGCUGUGCAGCUCGUCCUGGAUCAGUGUGCGGGGACGGCGGUCAACGAGAGGGAGGGUGUCGGAGGAGACGUCCAGGAGACGGACGAGUCCAGCUGCAGAGCCGCAGGAGAGACACCGGGAAACCAAAGGUAUCUGAACGUCUUCCAGCCUCUUCAGUUGGGAGGAGUGAAGGAAACGUCUCCUCAUCGGCGUUACCGUAGUUUCACCGGCUGCAUCCGAAACCUGCAGGUGGACAGUCAGGUGUACGACCUGGCGUCUCCAGGUGAGAGCGUGGACAGCAGCCCCGGCUGCAGGCUGACAGACGGGGUGUGCGUGACGGCGGCCGGGCCGUCCUGCGGCGCUCAGGCCUCCUGCCUCGCCGACUGGGGCUCCUUCAGCUGCGAGUGCCACGCCGGAUACACCGGACACAAGUGUGACAGGGCCGUCCCCGAGUUCUCCUUCGACUCGGGCAGCGUCGUUCGGUAUCAGCUGAGAGGAGGCGGCAGCUCUCGGCGUACGGACAUCCAGCUGCUCCUCCGGACCAGAGCCACGUCGGGCUCCCUGCUGUCCGUGACGUCGCGGGAGGCCAACGAGUACAUCGUCCUGGAGGUGAUGGAGGGUCACCUGUCGGUCCGUGUCAACCUUGGAGACGGCGCCCACGCCCUGCGGCUCCCCGGCCAGCGGGUGGACAUCGGGCAGUGGGUGCUGGUCAGCCUAAGUCGCCAUGACAACCUGUUUACUCUACAGCUGGAGCAGGGCGGCGGUUCACGGGAGGUCCAGGCCCGGCUGGGGAGCCGCAGGGAGAUGGUGGUUCACCCAGCCGGCGUGAUGGUCGGCAACGGCCCGACGCCGGGAGACAAGGCGGACUUUCAGGGUUGUCUGCGGGACGUUCGUUUCAACGGUCAGGUCCUGCCUCUGGACGGGCAGAGCCGGGACUUGGUGACGGUCCUGGAGAGACGUGGCGUCACCUUCGGCUGCUCCAGCAACGCCUGCAGCAGCCAGCCGUGCCGCAGCCCGCUGCGCUGCAUCGACCUGUGGAGGAAGCACCAGUGCAGGUGUCCCGGCGGUCAGGUGACGGUGACGGAUGACUCGGGUCAGCUGCGUUGUGUGCCGUCGCCCUGCGGAGCCACUUCCUGCCGUAACAGUGGAAUCUGCCAGGCGCUGUCGCCCGACAGUUACCGGUGCCGGUGUCAGGACGGGUUCAGGGGUCAGCGCUGUGAGCUGGGCCAGGUCAAAGGUCACCGGCUGGCCGCCCUCAGCCCGAGCUCCAUCCUCGCCAUCAGCAUGUGUCUGCUCGUCUUCUUCGCGGUGCUGGUGGCGGUGACGGUGUGGAACCAGAAAGGAAGUCGUAACAAGUUCAGGAAGCGCGGAGUUUACCACAUCCCCGCCGAACACGAGAGCUGGGAGGACAUCCGAGAAAACAUCCUGAACUACAACGAGGAGGGAGGGGGGGAGCAGGACCAGAACGGAUACGACAUCACGGAGCUGAAGCGUCCUCUCUGCUCGAGUCUGUCUCAGUCGUCGUCCUGCACCACCGCCCCGCUCAUCAAGUCCUCGCCCGGCUCCCAGGAGGAGGUCCACCCGUCCGGCUCCUCCUGCAGCUCCAGCGCUCCCUACCUCAGCAUCCCGCAUCACCAUCACCACCAUCACCAGCACGCCAACUACGCCAGCGACGCAACCUACGCCAACUACACCGCCCACGAGAUGAGCGAUGGAGGAGGAGCAGGAGCAGGAGGAGGAGGUUACGCCCCGUCGGGCUCGCGCUCCCACGUGGACUUUAAAAGCUACGUGUCGCGGAUCAUCUGGGAGGCAGACAAUGACUGCGAGGCGUUCCCGCCGGACGCGUACCACGUGUGGUGCGUGGAAGGCUCGGGGUCGUCGGCAGGAAGCCUCAGCUCGCUGGAGUCAGCUGCGUCACGUAGAAACAUUCCCCGCUGCGAUGAGCAGGAGGAGCAGGAGCAGGAGGAGCAGCAGGAGGAGGAGCAGGAGGAGCAGGAUGGAGGAGGGUUUGUUCAUGACCGGCUGUCGCGGUGGGGGCCGAAGUUUCAGGCUCUGAGCGAGAUGUACGACCGACCCCAGCUGGGCCUCACGUACCGGGACGCCGUGGCGUACAUCCAGAGGAGCCACGACGUCCUGCCCCAUCACCACGCAACUCCACCCUGAACAACCAACCGGGCGGAGGAGUCCUGUGCUGCGUUCACGUCCAUCGGAAACAAACCAAACACAAUUUAUCAACUUCAAAAUAAAUCCUGAAGAUCGUCAGAAUAAAGUUCAGUGAGACACAACGAUUAAACUUUAUUUAAACUGAAAACACCUGCGCAGGUGCAACAACGGGCCAGAUCUGAUUCUGAUUGGCUGACGAGGAGGCGACUGAACGUUCAAAAUACGUUUGCUGAAAGUUCGUGUCCGUCAGUCGCUGCCUCUUUUUUUAACGAUAACUACAAACUAAUAAUUAUUUUUACUUAAAUUAAUCUGCCAAUAAUUCAUCUUAAAGUCACAGACCAGGCUACGGAAGCCCAAAGCGGUCAUGCAUCAUACGUGUUAUCCUGAGAUCAGCCGACACGGAUAACAACAUUUUAUUUUCUUCAUAACGACGUGAUUAAUUAGAGAUCUUGAAAACAGAAGGAGAGUUUAACUGACGACGUUAAAAUACAUUUCACAAAGUUUAAUUCAUCAAAUCAAGGUGACGAACGAAACAAAAUCUAUCUCAGGAAAGACAGAACGACAUUUCAGCAAAAUCUAAAUCACAGAAUUAUGAUUUUAAAUAAAUUUAUUUCAUUUAACUGCAGUGAUUUAAUUAAAAUGUUGUUUUCUUGAGUUCAUAUUAAUUACGUCGUUAUCUCAGGAAAACAAAGUUUUAUCGAUCUCCAAAAAACAAAUGAACAACAAAAAACAGGAAACAGAAUCAGAGCACAGAGCCUCCGUACUGUCGAUGAACGGACGAAUCAUCACGAAGACGCUUUGUGACGUGGCGUGACGCAGCAGCUCCGUCAGGUCGAGACUCUUUCAGGGCCGAAGGUUUCAUCGCAUGAUGAGUUUAAUUUAACACAAAGCUCACAGAGAACUGACGAGUCUGACGAGUUCGUCUGUAAUGAAACUUUUUAACGUUUUUCUCCUGAAACGUCCCAAAGACAGAAACUCAACAACCAGCUUUUAAUUUGUAGUUUCUACUUCCUGUUGCACUAGUGGACGAUUCAGAGUCCGACUGAAGAGUCAGCGUGUCACGUAAAGAUCAGAUUAUUUUUAUAACGUUUCCUCAUGUUGAGUCAGAGGCGAAGGUGGAGGCGAAGGUGGAGGUGAAGGUGGAGGUGUGUGGAGGUGAAGGUGGAGGCGAAGGUGGAGGUGUGUGGAGGUUUAUUAAUGACCAAGCUGUUGGAUCAUCUGCAGUCCGAGUCCUGACUCUAUCAAAGCUUCUACGUUUACGACUCUUCUGCGGACACGUAAAGACUUUUACUCAGUUUGGAACCUUCCCGAGCAAAGAAGCUGAUUUGAACGCAGCCCAAACGUUGGAAGAACUUUUGAAGAACGUUGUGUGUCUGCUUCAGUCUGUGGAGGAUUUCGACGUCUCUGUCCGACGUCUUGUAAUUCGUUAAUAAACCUCCGUGAGUUCAGUUUGUGUUUGGACGUCGCGUGUCGUCGUCACGCCUGAUGAAUGUAGUUUCAUACGUCGAGAGUACAAUCAGUUUAUUAAAGAGGAGCGCGAGGCAAUCGUCACAUUUUAAAACGUUUGAACGUUUGAACGUUUGCAGCUGAAGCACAGGAAGUUCAUUUUCCAGGUUUUCCAGGAUUCCUGGAACAGUUUUUUUUCCCUCUUCCUCAUGAUUUGUACUCGAAGCUAUGCAUCCAAAUGAAACGUCCACGUGUUGAUGUGACCUUUGACCUGUGGUGUGUAAACCCAGUGUGUGUGUGUGUGUGUGUGUGUGUGUGUGUCGAGUACACACGUUGUGUAGCACUGAUGAUGAUGAUGAUGAUGAUGAUGAUGAUGUACAUAUGGACGUUUUCUAGCCGGCCAACAUGAAAUAUUCCUUUUGUAUAUGACUUUUAAUAAAAACGACUUUU
Messenger RNA from Larimichthys crocea (large yellow croaker), 10943 nucleotides. Its product is annotated as neural-cadherin. The record is from RefSeq and is a predicted model, not a curated record. Gene Ontology annotation, cellular component: plasma membrane; catenin complex. Bases 216 to 9047 code for a protein of 2943 amino acids. Lineage: Eukaryota; Metazoa; Chordata; Actinopteri; Sciaenidae. Gene Ontology annotation, molecular function: calcium ion binding; beta-catenin binding; cadherin binding. The transcript has 35 exons. Gene Ontology annotation, biological process: homophilic cell-cell adhesion; multicellular organism development; cell migration.